Messenger RNA from Tinamus guttatus (white-throated tinamou), 620 nucleotides. The record is from RefSeq and is a predicted model, not a curated record. Lineage: Eukaryota; Metazoa; Chordata; Aves; Tinamiformes; Tinamidae.
AGAGCAGGCCGUCGCCUCAGGAGCUGCAGGAGCUGGAGCUGCUGAACAAGGCCUUGGAGAGGGCGUUGAAAGUCAGGAGAAGCGUCCAGAAAACUCCUCUGGAAGCCCAGGGAGAUAGAGGAGGGAAAGCUGCAACCUUCAGUCCUGCAGAGAUAGAGGAGGAGAUAAAGGUCCUGCAGGAUGUCCCCUUCCUUCUGAGCCAGUUUGUGGAAGCUGAGCAUGCAGAGCAUGCCACUCUGCAGCAAGAGUAUGAGAGCCUCCUAACUCUGGAGGGUUUGCAAACCAUAACAUCUCAGUGCCUACAUAAGCUGCAGCGUCUGCGAGAAGCUGCGGAGUCCCACACGAGGCUGUGUCCGGACUGCACCGGGGACGCAGGAGGCUGCUCCCCCGCCUACAUCCCUCCCAGGGACGCGGCGUGUGGCCGGGCUGGGCUGCUGGCUGCUCCUCUCCUCUGCUACUCCAGUUUCCAGGAGCUGAGGGACCUGUUUGCCUUGAAGUUGCAAGUGGCGAUGCUGAAUCAGGAGAUUGCCAUGCAAAAGGUCAUGAUGGCCGAGCUGCUGCCCGCUCUGGAAUCCAGACUCCCUGGCCCCGCGCUGGUGAGAGACGAGCUGGCAGAGUGA